This is a messenger RNA of Magnolia sinica, 2792 nucleotides long. RefSeq names its product kinesin-like protein KIN-14U. The record is from RefSeq and is a predicted model, not a curated record. Gene Ontology annotation, biological process: microtubule-based movement. The coding region runs from base 226 to 2163 and encodes 645 amino acids. Gene Ontology annotation, molecular function: microtubule binding; microtubule motor activity; ATP binding. NCBI's taxonomy places the organism in Eukaryota, Viridiplantae, Streptophyta, Magnoliopsida, Magnoliales, Magnoliaceae. The transcript has 11 exons.
CCCACCAAACCCAAAGUAAAGGGUAUUCGCUUCCAAAUUACAAGAAUACCCCUAAGGCUCCUGUCUGAAAAGAGAGGGGAAAAGGAAGUGCUUUCCAGGAGAAGGGCUUGCUGUCUUUGAUUCGAUGAUGGAUAUGGAUUGCAUAGAUCUGAAGCAAUGAGAAGAAGAGGGAUUGUAGACUAGGGAAUUGUGCUUUGUGGGUUUUCUGUUAGUUUCUUCCCAAAGAUGUUCGAAGAAUCCUCCGAACAGAUCUCUCCGCCUUCAGAAGAAGUGGGAGAACCUCUGGAGACUUCUCUUGGGUUGAAGUUGGAUUCAUUCAAUGGGCUUCCAGCUGUUUCUCAAUUGCCUGAGUCGCCUCCUGUUCCAACUGUUUACACGGAUGUAAAUGUGGUACCUGAGCAUGAAAAGAAAGGGCUCGAAGAAGCAAUUUCAAACCUCCAAGGAGAAAUCACGGCAUUGAGAUCUAAGCGUCAUUCUUUAAAAGAAAAACGGAGACAAGCACUAAAUACAAUAUUGGACAUCAAAGGCAGCAUUAGAGUUUUUUGUCGAGUUCGCCCCUUCCUAUCAAUCGAUAGGAGAAAGAUCCAUCGAUCCAUUUCUACUGGAUCAGAUAAUAUCAUAGUUAGAUCUGCCGGGUGUAGGAAAGAAUUCAAUUUCGAUAAGGUUUUUCCUCAGGAGGCGACACAAGAAGACGUUUUCGUAGAAGUCGAGCCAGUUCUCAAAUCUGCACUUGAUGGGCAUAAUGUAUGCAUUUUCGCAUUUGGUCAGACUGGCACUGGGAAGACCUUUACUAUGGAAGGGACAAGUGAUCAGCCGGGGAUUGUUCCUCGAGCUAUGGAAGAACUCUUCCAUCAAGCUUCUCAAGAUAGCUCUGUCUCUUUUACUUUCUCAAUGAGCAUGUUGGAGGUUUACAUGGGUAGUCUGCGGGAUCUACUGGCACAAAAGCCAUCAUCAAGAAUGGGGGAAUCAGUCUCUAAAUGUGCUCUCAACAUUCAAACAGGUUCUAAUGGGUCCGUGGAAAUAGAGAGGCUCACUGAUGUGGCAAUAACUGAUUUUACGCAAGCAAGUCGGUGGUAUGCCAAAGGGAGAAGAGCCCGAUCUACGUCGUGGACGAAUGUCAAUGAGGCAUCUAGCAGAUCUCAUUGCUUGACUAGAAUUAUCAUUGGCCGAUCUGGGGACACCAAAGAAGGUAAAACAGAACCUAGCAAAUUGUGGAUGGUGGACCUUGGAGGAAGUGAGCGGUUGCUGAAGACGGGAGCUAUUGGUCAGACACUGAAUGAAGGAAAAGCUAUAAAUUUGUCGCUAUCAGCUCUUGGAGAUGUCAUCGCAGCACUGAAAAGAAAGCGUAAUCACGUUCCUUACAGGAAUAGCAAGCUGACUCAAAUUCUCAGAGAUUCUCUUGGCGAUGGUUCAAAAGCUUUGAUGCUUGUGCACGUUAGUCCAAGUGUAGAUGAUGUUGGAGAGACGAUCUGCUCAUUGAACUUUGCGGGAAGAGCAAGAUCUGUAGAAUCCAAUAGAGAACUUCCAGAGGACUUGAAGAAGCAGAAGGAGAAGAGGAUUGCUGAGCUGGAUCAGCAGAUGAGGGAUGCCGAAGAAGAAUGCCAGAAGAUCAGAAAUCACAUACUCGCAGCAGAGUUCCUGUUACAGGAAAAGAAGAAGCUUUAUUCGGUUACCUACCAACAACAGGAAGACCAAAAAGAAUUCCCAAAAGGCCCUCAAGCAGACCACACAAAAAUCACAGAAAGUCCCCGAACUGCCGAAAAAGCUGUCCGCAGGAGCAGUUCUAAUUCGCUUCCUCACUUCAUGACUUCUACAGCAUGCAGUCGCCAUCGGCAAGGUGUGGAUGGAGAGACGAGUGGAAGAGUGAGAAUGCUGAGAUCUGGAAAUGGAAGCUCAAUCGAACUGUUUGGAUCCCAAUCCCUCAGUUAUCCAGACCAAUAUUUCAGAGCACACUUACGGAGCACAAAGAUCAAGCACGUGACCCAAGAUGCCAGAAAACCCGGGCAGGGAGAGCCAAACUCUCCCCACAUGGAAAGUCCAAAAUUCAGCAGCUUGGGCUCGAGGUCAUCAUCAAUUCCCCGAAACAAGAGGGUCUCGACAUCUUAUUCGAAUUUUAGAGUUCCAACAUGUCAUCACCGAAGAAGAAUGUCUGACCUGAGCUAAGGAAAAGAAUGGCAUUUGGCUUGCCCCACAUGUGGGGACAUCCGAGCUGUGCAUAAGGUGGGCGUCACCAUUAAGAUGACCAGACGCAAAAGAGUCCAAUCUCAAGUUACACAUACAUUGAAUGUUGACAGUGGGUAAUUUCUUUUAAACCAUCAACAGCUUUGGAACAUGCAUAGCUCAUCUGAUGAAUUGAACUAGACUUUUGGACCAGGUCAUCUGCAUGGUUGAACCCAACUUUCCCUUGUUCUGAGAUAUUCCCACAUGUGCUGGGUUGGCUUGUUUGGCUGCAUGUAGAUGUGCAUGGAGCACCAGAAAUUAAACUGUUGUGAAGACAUGGGCAAAGCAUCAGAAGAGGUGUCGUGACAUGAUGUAUGGUGGCAAUCUUUAGUUCUUUGUAAAAUGCAGUAUUCAAUGAUGUAACUAGGGGUAUACUAGGGAGUUUUGUGUUAUCUUCCUCAAGGAUGUAUGCUAGGAGUGUUGUGUCCUUGGAGCAUGGUUGUCUCUUCUGUCUGAAUCUGUUGAUUGUUUGCUUGUAUUCUUACUCAGCUUGCAAAAGGUUAACAUUAAACAUAGGUUGUGAUUGGUUUGAGGAAAUUAUGAAAUACAUGAAAAUCUACUCAUUGCUUGCA